Messenger RNA from Larimichthys crocea (large yellow croaker), 4848 nucleotides. RefSeq names its product calpastatin (gene cast). The record is from RefSeq and is a predicted model, not a curated record. The transcript has 37 exons. Lineage: Eukaryota; Metazoa; Chordata; Actinopteri; Sciaenidae. Gene Ontology annotation, cellular component: cytoplasm. Gene Ontology annotation, molecular function: calcium-dependent cysteine-type endopeptidase inhibitor activity. Bases 274 to 3801 code for a protein of 1175 amino acids.
AGCCAGACGCACUGGGAAAAAAAAUAAUAAUCUGCGUUUAUCUAACUCAGAGCCAGAAGGAGACUAGUAGGACAGACAGUUGUGUAUGAUAAUUAACUGAAGUGUGAGUGUGAGUGUGUGUGUGUGUGUGUGUGUGUGUGUGUUUGUGUGGGGAGUGGCACUAUUUGGGGAGGCAUGAGAGAAAAGAUCCUGCGGUGAGGACUGAGGAGAGAGAGUGGCAGUGCAGGGUUGAGUCUUUACUUCUGUCCAGUGUUUUUCGCCUCCUGGUCUCUCAUGGCGUAUGCAGCAUACUGGAUGAGUCUUCAAGGAGGAGCAGCCGCUUCCCCACUUGAAGUUCACCGUAGUAGCAAGCCUUCUUCAGCCUACUAUCACACUACUUCAUGGUCCUACCAUGGCAAGUCGCAGACCACACCCAAACCAGCAGCUCAAGUCUCCACCGUGAAGCCUGCACAGUUUGAGAAGGCAUCAUCAGGAACUGCCAUGGCUACAAAGCCUGGGGCAACAGGCGGAGCCACAGGAAGUGGUGUCACAGCAGGAGGAAGUGCUUCAAUUGGGACAGCAGGAAAAGUGGCACCUAAAGCCAAAACGGAGACUAACACUACACCAGCAGGCGCUACUGUUAUUGACAUGUCGUCCGCUGGGGGUACUAUUGUUGACAUGACAUCAGCUGGGUCGAGGGGUGCUCCUAAAGAGAUGUCAAAGACUACACCUGUCUCCCAAGUUAAAGAUUCAGCUACAGUCUCUCCUGCGGCUGGAGCAGCUGCAGCCGCUGGCAUCGCAGUGACCGCUGCAGUGACCAGACCUAAAGAGUCACUCAAAGACACAGCCAAGAGUGCCACCACGGCCACGACAAUCAAAGCUGAUGUGCCUAAAGUUGAUCCGAAAACAUCAAAACCAGCUGCAGCUGCCACGGCUGCUAAACCGUCACAAACGAAGGUGCAAGUGGAGGUUCCUCCCGCAGUAGCUAAAGGAGCCAAAGAGGCACCAUCGGAGGAUCCUUUUGAUGCACUGGCCAGCAUACUACCAUCCGUUGAUCCCGUUGCACCCCCAGAGCCUGUAUACACCGGGCCAGAGGUCAAAGAGCAUGGCAUCACCUCCAUGAAGGGUCAGAAGUGUGGAGAAAGAGACGACACGCUGCCUCCAGGAUAUAGAUUUGAAGACAUGGGUCCAGUUCCUGCAGACUAUAAACCCAAGGAUGUCCCUAAACCACUGAGCACAGACGAGGCCCUGGCUUCUCUUUCAGCUGGUUUUGUGUCUGCUGCUGUUCCAGAAAAGAAAACUCAAACUCCUGCAGCAGUUCCCCCUGUGGCUGUGUGUCCCCCUGUGGCUGUGUGUCCCACUCCUCCUGUGGUGGCUGUGUGUCCCGCUCCCCCUGUGGUGGCUGUGUGUCCUGCUCCCCCUGCUGAUAAAAAAGCCAAGAUGGAGAAAGGUGAUUUCUGUCUGGAGGCUGGAUUUCCCUCUGCUUCUUCCAAGAACACAGUUCCCCCUGUAGCUGUGUGUCCUCCUGCUGAUAAAAAAGCCAAGAUGGAGAAAGUCUUGGAUGAUUUCUCUCUGACGGCUGGACUGGAUACCAAAGUGGACACCAAGCCCAAGACUGAUGAUAGUGCCUCUCUGUCUCUGGAUGCUCUCAGCGCUCUUAGCGACACAUUGCCAACAGAUGUACCUAAACCUAAACUCCCCGAACUCAGACCCGAGGACAUCGUCUCGGAGGGCAAAUUCAAGAAGGAGAAGGGUGUGCGUGUUGGAGAGAGAGAAGACACACUUCCUCCAGACUACAGGUUUAAAGAGGAGGAACUCAAAAAACUGCCUGCUCCCAAACCUGAGCCUGCUAUGGGUACUGGUGAAGCUCUGGACAUUUUGACUGGAGACUUCAUGACCUCCUCAGUAGCUCCUGCUGUCCAGGCUCCUGUUGUCACCCCCUCAGCUCCUCCUCCACAGAAAGCCCCUGUGGCUCCUCCUGCUGAUGAUUUCUGUCUGGAGGCUGGACUUUCUGCUUCUACGGCCAAGAAAGUUCAAUCCUCUGCAGUUCCUCCUGUGGCUCUUCCUACUGAUAAAAAAGCUAAAGUAGAGAAACCUGCUGCUGCAAAGGACAGCACUGAUGGAAAACCCAAGACUGAUGGGGACGACUCUAUGUCUCUGGAUGCUCUCAGUGCUCUCGGCGACACGUUGGCAGCAGACGUACCAAAACCGAAACUUCCAGAGCUCAGACCUGAGGACAUCGUCUCGGAGGACAAAUUCAAGAAGGAGAAGGGUGUGCGUGUUGGAGAGAGAGAAGACACACUUCCUCCAGACUACAGGUUUAAAGAGGAGGAACUCAAAAAACUGCCUGCUCCCAAACCUGAGCCUGCUAUGGGUACUGGUGAAGCUCUGGACAUUUUGACUGGAGACUUCAUGACCUCCUCAGUAACUCCUGCUGUCCAGGCUCCUGUUGUCACCCCCUCAGCUCCUCCUCCACAGCCUGCUAUGGGUACUGGUGAAGCUCUGGAUAUUUUGACUGGAGACUUCAUGACCCCCUCAGUAGCUCCUGCUGUCCAGGCUCCUGUUGUCACCCCCUCAGCUCCUCCAGCUCAGGUCAAAGUAGAGGAUAUGUCUGCUCUGGAUGUACUUGCUGGAGAUUUUGUGGCUCCCACUAAAGCUUCCGGAGUUCAGGCACCUGCUCCUCCUACUAAGAAAACACCAGAGGUAAUGGUUUGUCCUGUGGGACCACCACAGGAAGCAAAACCAAAGACUGACGAGAGUGCCUCUCUGUCUCUGGAUGCUCUCAGCGCUCUUAGCGACACAUUGGCAGCAGAUGUACCUAAACCUAAACUCCCCGAACUCAGACCCGAGGACAUCGUCUCGGAGGGCAAAUUCAAGAAGGAGAAGGGUGUGCGUGUUGGAGAGAGAGAAGACUCACUUCCUCCAGACUACAGGUUUAAAGAGGAGGAACUCAAAAAACUGCCUGCUCCUAAACCUGAGCCCACCAUGGGUACUGGUGAAGCUCUGGACAUUUUGACUGGAGACUUCAUGAGCUCCUCAGCAGCUCCUGUUGUCCAGGCUCCUGUUGUCAAGGCUCCUGUUGUCAAGGCCCCUGUUGUCAGCCCCUCAGCUCCCCCUGCACAGCCAUCUGCAGACUUUGCUCUGGAUGCCUUGGCGGGUGACUUUGUGGCCUGCACUGCUGCUCCAGCAGUGAAGUCUGAGUGUCCUCCCACAGAAGCUACCCUGGAGCUGCCAGCAGAAGCAGACAAUGCCCUGGACGCUCUAUCAGACACCUUGAAGGAUAUUACACCUACCCCACAGCCCGAACCUGUUGUUCCCGCCAAAGACAUUGUCGAGGAGAAAAAGGCGGUUGAAGAGAGGCUGAUAAAGAUGGGAGAGAGAGACGACACGCUGCCACCAGAGUUUCGACCCACUGAAGAAGAUCUCAAGAAAAAGGCAGAAGCAGAGGCAAAAGCAGCUGCAGCACCCAAAGAGAAGACUAUGGAUGAUAAAACAGCCUUGGACCUGCUGUCCGGUGACUUCUAUGCUGCUCCUACCCCCACUGCACCAGUCACAUCAGCUGCAGGCGCAGCAAAGCUGGAACCUCCUGUGCUGGACUCAGACCCCCUGAAGCCAAUGCCUGGCCCUGUCCUAGAGUCCCUGUCAGACACAUUGCUCCCAGACGCCGUGAAAACUAAGACAGACAAACCAAAGGGCAAGAGCAAGUCAAAGUCAAGGUCUAAAAAACACCACACAGAUGAGCCAUCUGCUGCUGACCACCUAUCAGCUCAGCUAAGCUCAGACGUUGUCCCAACAUCUACAAAGAAAGGAGGCAAGAGCUAGACUACUCGGUUUGUCGGUGCAAUUUGUCCUCCAGGCCACAGGGACGCAUCAGUGAGGGAGCUGCUCUCUGGAUAAUGAUUCUAUUUUUCUAAAUCGUUAAGAAUGUAUACUGGAAGAAAGACAAACCCUAGACACACCCAUAGCACUUGCUCAACACACACACACACACACACACACACACACACACACACACACGCCAAGCUCUACGUGCAGCGCCUUUCUUGUUCGGUUUAAUGUAUUUAAGGGUAAGAAGCUUUUGUUUUCUGUGUUUAGGCAAAAUGAAAGAAGAAGAAGACUUUUAAAUGAAGGUGGGUCAUUACAGAAUGAGUCAUGACCAAAGAAAGAAGAGAAACUGCGGGGAAAGAGAGGAAUUAAAAACAAGUGAAAAAUGGUUUUGUUGGUUGGUGUGUGGUGGUGCUUGCUGAGGCAAGGAAGGCGUUGCCCGUCAGAGUCCUGCAUGUACAUCUCAGCUGACAGUUUCUGUUUCUCCGACGGUGGGAGCAGUGGUGACUGUCAGCUCUCCUGGGAGCAGCACAGAGUGGGUCUAUAGUAUUGGGAUGUUUGUGCAAUCUUGAUGUACACAGAAAAGCCAAGUUUUCUACCAUGAUGGUCGGAUGCCAUUAAGACACUAGUGUACAGCUUAUUUUGCUUAUGUUUUGGACAGCAUAUAGUUUACAUGAUAUGUGGAGGAGGUGUUCUGCUUCAUUCUGUAUUCAAGAGCUUCAUGCGAAGGCUUUUUGUUUGCGUAGAGAUCUGUCAACAGAAGAAAAAAAACAAAACUUUGCUGGUGUCCAGAAGUGCACGAGUGAGCCGAGGUGUUUUACAAGCUUUGUAAACUGCCCCUGUUUGUAUACUGUAAAAAAAGACUUUUUUUUUUCUCUAUAUUAAAAAAAAACACUGUAUAAUUUAGAAAACACUUCCAGUCACGAAUCAAUAUACUUUCCCCAAGUUUUUUUUUUUUUUUUCAUGUCAAAGGUUUUGUGUGGGUGUGAGUCAAAAGAUAUGAGAGAUAUUUUAGAUAUCGGAGUACUAAUUAAAUAAAAAAUC